AUGGCACCUGCAGAUGUUUUUGGAAUCCUCAGUGUGGCAACAAAGUUCUACCAAAAUAUCCUGGCUUUAGUGUUUGCCAUCAAUGAGAUUAAUAACAAUCCUAAAAUCUUGCCGAAUGCCACGCUGGGAUUCCACAUCCUUGACAACUACUAUGAAGCGAUGACGACUUAUCGUAGUACUUUGGACCUACUUUUUAAAUCGAAUAGGUUUGUUCCUAACUACAAAUGUGGUUUCCAGAAGAAUCUAAUUGGAGCAAUUGGAGGACUUGGUUCAGAUGCCUCUUCACGCAUGGCAGACAUCUUAAGGCUUUACAAGACUCCACAGAUUUCAUAUGGAGCAUUUGAAACGGCAGUCAAUGAUGAAACCCAUUCCCCUUCCUUUUACCGCAUGGUCCCCAGUGAAAGCCUUCAGUAUGUGGGAAUUGUCCAGCUGCUUCUGCAUUUCAGUUGGAAAUGGGUUGGGCUCAUCACUACAGAUGACCAAGAUGGAGAAUAUUUCUUGCAGACCUUGGAGACGAUGCUUUCUAAGAAUGGGAUCUGUUCAGCCUUCACAGAAAGAGCUCCAAAGAAGAUUCGAACUGAUAAAGUAAUUGAAGCAAUCCAAAACUUUCACAGUAAUAGUUCGGUUUUUUUGGACAGCAAAGCCAGGGCUAUUGUUGUACAUGGAGAAAUGGCAAACAUCAUAUGGCUGGCAGUCGUUAUAUGGCUAACAGCUCUAAUAGGUUCAGGCUCUCCAGGGAAAGUGUGGAUUACAACAGCCCAGAUUGAUUUCAACUUCAUAAAUAUUCAAAGAUCCUGGAGUGCUGAAAUGUUCCAUGGUGCCCUUUCCUUCACAAUUCACUCCAAGAGGAUUCCAGGUUUUCAAAGAUUUGUCCAGAUUAGAAAACCAUCCUGGGCAAAAGAGGAUGGUUUUUUCAAAAAUUUCUGGGAACAAGCAUUCGACUGUUCAUUUCUCAAUCCCAGUGUGCCAACAGAGGCUGAUGAAAUAUGUACUGGAGAGGAGAGACUGGAGAGUGUUCCAGCAACAUUCUUUGAAACGAGCAUGACUGGCCACAGCUACAGUGUCUACAAUGCCGUCUAUGCUUUUGCACAUGCCUUCCAGCUCAUGCACUCAUCUAGAGCCAACCACAAAGUAAUGGCAAAUAAGAAUGCACUAGCACCUCUGGAUCGAAAGCCCUGGCAGCUCCACCCAUUUCUGCAGAGGAUAUCAUUCAACAAUAACGCCGGGGAAGAAAUUGUGCUCAGAGAUCAUGGAGAACUAGCAGGUGGAUUCGAUAUCACAAACUUGGUCACUUUCCCAAACAACUCCUAUGUCAGAGUCAAAGUUGGAAGGCUGGAUCCUCAGACUCCUUCAGGACAAGAGCUCAUCAUUCAUGAGGACAUGAUUGAGUGGCACAGAAGCCUGACUCAGGUGCCUCCAUUCUCUGUCUGUAAUUACCAAUGCAAGCCAGGAAACAGCAAGAAAAAGAAGGAGGAAGAGAAAUUUUGCUGCUAUGAUUGUGCUUCAUGUCCGGAUGGGAAGAUGUCAGACCGGGAGGACAUGGAAUACUGCAUUGCUUGCCCAAAGGACCGCUAUCCAAAUACUCUACAAGAUCAAUGCAUUCCCAAGACUCAAAACGUCCUCUUGUUUGCUGAACCACUGGGUAUUGCUUUAGCCUCUUUGGUGCUUUUCUUUUCUACGACCACAACACUGGUGAUCGGAAUCUUCCUUAAACACCAUGAUACACCAAUCGUCAAAGCCAACAACCGGAGCCUCUCCUACGUUCUCCUCAUCUCCCUCCUUCUUUGCUUUCUCUCGUCUUUGCUUUUCAUUGGACACCCUAAUGAGAUAACCUGCCUUCUCCGACAAGCAGCUUUUGGUAUCAUCUUCUCAGUGGCUGUUUCUUGUGUUUUGGCAAAAACCAUUAUUGUGAUAGUGGCUUUCAUGGCAUCCAAGCCAGGAAACAUUUUCCGAAAAUGGGUAGGGAAAAGGUUGGCCUAUUCUAUUGUCAUUUCCUGCUCACUUCUUCAAAUGGGCCUUUGUGCUCUUUGGUUGGGCAUGUUCCCUCCAUUCCCAGAUAUGGACAUGCACUCAUUAACUGAAGAAAUUAUACUGAAAUGUAAUGAAGGAUCAUUGACUUUGUUUUUCUGUGUUUUAGGCUACAUGGGCUUUCUGGCCACCACUAGCUUCAUUGUGGCUUUCCUAGCCAGGAAACUACCUGACAGCUUUAACGAAGCCAAGUUCAUCUCCUUCAGCAUGUUGAUCUUUUGCAGUGUUUGGCUGUCCUUUGUCCCAACCUAUCUGAGCACCAAAGGAAAAGACAUGGCGGCCGUGGAGAUCUUCUCCAUCUUGGCCUCCAGUGCUGGGUUAUUGGGCUGUAUCUUUCUGCCCAAAUGCUAUAUUAUGAUACUGAGGCCUGAGUUGAACAGUAGAGAGCAGCUGGUAAGAAAAAAAGCACUGUGA
Messenger RNA from Eublepharis macularius, 2442 nucleotides. Its product is annotated as vomeronasal type-2 receptor 26-like. Gene Ontology annotation, molecular function: G protein-coupled receptor activity. Lineage: Eukaryota; Metazoa; Chordata; Lepidosauria; Squamata; Eublepharidae. The record is from RefSeq and is a predicted model, not a curated record. Gene Ontology annotation, cellular component: membrane. Gene Ontology annotation, biological process: G protein-coupled receptor signaling pathway. The transcript is spliced from 6 exons. The coding region runs from base 1 to 2442 and encodes 813 amino acids.